Suillus paluster is the source of this 1611-nucleotide messenger RNA. RefSeq lists its product as uncharacterized. Gene Ontology annotation, cellular component: DNA replication preinitiation complex. Lineage: Eukaryota; Fungi; Basidiomycota; Agaricomycetes; Boletales; Suillaceae. Gene Ontology annotation, molecular function: DNA replication origin binding; single-stranded DNA binding. The transcript has 3 exons. The record is from RefSeq and is a predicted model, not a curated record. Bases 1 to 1611 code for a protein of 536 amino acids. Gene Ontology annotation, biological process: mitotic DNA replication preinitiation complex assembly; double-strand break repair via break-induced replication; DNA replication initiation.
AUGGCAGACAUUUCAUCUAUUCGAGCUGAAAUAAAAACUUGGGAACGCGAUUUCAAGUCAAAGUUCUCUAGGGACCCUUCUAUCCAGGAUAUUAGAGACCAACCUGCUGUAGCUGACAAGUACAAGUUAUACAAGAAACUAUUAAAGGCAGCUGAGACGCGUCCUUCCUCGUCUCAGACACCUACCAAUCGCUCUCGCAUAAUUUCCAAGCCGCUAAAGAACAAAGGCAAGCAGAGAGACUCUCCCCCUGCAUCCUCAUUUUCAACUCGAAGGGCGCCCUUAUCAAAUCCUUUCGCAACUCCGUCCAAGAAUAUACCAAACCGUCUCUUCCAGAGCGAAUCUCCAGAUAAUUUCUCAGACGGUCAGCCACAUUCACCAAUCGGUACAUCUCUCAACUCGCAGCUACCUCCCGCGCCGAACACGGCAGUCUCGCGCGCGCGAAAGAGACUACGUGGUGAACCAGUCUCACCCUCACCCAAUAAGCAGAAGCGUCAACGUAUCGGUUCUCACUCAGUUUUACCCUUUCAAUUAUCACAUCCUUUGUCUAGCGAUGAUGAUGAUGGGGAAAUCGGUGGCGCGGAUAUCAAUACCUCAUUCGUGGAUGAUUCACCCGUGAAACUACCGGCAGGCGGCAAGUCAUUCAGGCUCCUCUUUGAAGACGCUCUGCCAACUGCAAGUGCACCAAAGAGACAUGCAAACGUAUCAAAGUCACAGCCACGAAGCUCGGAUGAUGCUGUAACCUUCUACGGGUUCGAUUCGAACGAUACCACGAGUCUCGAAGUAUCUCCCUCCAAUGCUCCUAGACGCUCGAAAAGCCACAAGGACAGGCAGAUUGCAAAGGCAGACAUAAAACCUACUUUGACCACAAAGCUUAUCAAGAAAGAUGAGUUUCCCAGUGCUGAAGGCCAGGUGAACCAGUCGAGAUCCGGCCUAUCGCGGACGAUCGCUAGGGAGAAACGAGCGCCCAGCAAGCUCCAGGAACCAAAGUCAUCACUCAAGCGUGCCUUGGAGGUCGUGUCAGUGAAUGAUGGACUGGCAUCAGCUUCUUCACAGCUUCCCUUACUUCCACCAUCUCCAAGUCCUGAAGACGCCUCUUCAAAUAAACGUGUUCCAGCAAACGGAAAGGGGAAAGCUGGAGCUAGUCGAAAGAAAGCCAAGGUUGUCGAUGAGGAGGUUGGGGAUGAAGACGAAGACGAUUUAGACGAAGUUGCCGUUAAAGUCAUCAAUCGGGCUCAGACAACACAGCAGCUGUCGGAAAAUACUGACGAGCCUGACUGGGAUCCAAUAUUACAUAGCGGUACCCGUAACCGCGAUCCAGAUGCCGCGGCCGGCCACGGUGACACGACUCAUAACGAAAAGGGAACGUUUCGUGUUGAUUUGCCUGACGAGCUUCGCCUCAUGUUGGCUAUUUCACCAUCAAGAAGUCACAACAGCAAGGAGGAGCGUGUAUUCCGCGGUUUACUUUACGGUAAUCGUGUUGGUCACUAUGACGCGUCAAGAGGUGGCGAUAUCUGGGAUAUCGGUGAAGCGGAAGAUGACAUCCGAGGUAGCACCGAGGGUGAAGACGAUUGGGAGGGGGAGCCUAUACCAUGGGAAGUCGGAGAGCUGUAG